Messenger RNA from Adineta steineri, 1746 nucleotides. The record is from the annotation of a GenBank genome assembly. NCBI's taxonomy places the organism in Eukaryota, Metazoa, Rotifera, Eurotatoria, Adinetida, Adinetidae.
AUGUUUAAUUCCAAUUAUGAUGAUCCAUGUAUUGAUCGUCAUAAACGUUUUCAACGUUGUAUACCUGAUUUUAUCAAUGCAGCCUAUCAAAAACCAAUCUAUGUUUCCCCAACAUGUGGAAAUUCACCGAAAGAAUUUUGUAAUCUAUCACAAUUAAAUCAAAAUCAUCCUAAUGAUUAUUUAACUGAUAUUAAUAAUCCAAAUAAUUUAACUUGUUGGCAAUCAGAUUUAAUAAAACAAGGAGAAAAUGUUUCAUUAAUAUUAUCAUUAAAGAAAAAAUUUGAAUUAACAUAUAUUAGUUUACAAUUUUGUUCACAAAGUAAACCUGAUUCAAUGGGAAUUUAUAAGAGUAUGGAUAUGGGUUUAACAUGGAUACCAUUGCAAUAUUAUUCAAAUAAUUGUGAAGAUAUUUUUAAUAAAAGUUCUCAAGGAAUUAUAACUCGUUCAAAUGAACAAGAAGCUUUAUGUAUUGAUACAAAAUCUCAAUUAUCAUCUAUGAGUGAAUCACGUAUUGCAUUUAGUACACUUGAAGGACGUCCAUCAGCAUAUGAAUUUGAUUCAAGUCCUGUUCUACAAGAUUGGGUAACUGCAACAGAUAUUAAAAUUGUUCUAUUAUCACCACAUAUUGAUAUGAAUUCUUAUUCUGUUGCUGAUUUUGCUGUUGGUGGAAGAUGUAAAUGUAAUGGACAUGCAUCAAAAUGUAUUCCAAAUAGUGAUGGUCGUUCAGUAUGUGAUUGUAAACAUAAUACGGCAGGCGAUGAAUGUGAACGAUGUAAAGACUUUCAUUAUGAUCGACCAUGGGCUCGUGCAACACAACGUGAUGCAAAUGAAUGUGUUGCAUGCAAUUGUAACAAUCAUUCUCGACAAUGUCGUUUCAAUAAAGAACUCUAUCUUUUAUCGGGUCGAAAAUCAGGUGGAAUUUGUAUUCAAUGCAAACAUAAUACAGUUGGACGAUAUUGUAGUUAUUGCAAAGAAACAUUUUAUCGUGAUCCAAAUUUACCAAUAACACAUCCAGAAAUUUGUAAAGCAUGUAAUUGUCAUCCGGUGGGUUCGCGAGGUAAAGUUUGCAAUCAAACAAGUGGACAAUGUCCAUGUAAAGAUGGUGUAUCUGGUUUAAGAUGUGAUCGUUGUCUAAAAGGUUAUCAACAAACGAAAUCACCUAUUGCACCAUGUAUAAAAAAACUUAAACUUCAAUCAUAUAAUAUUUAUAAUGAAAAUGAUAAUACGAACAGUUAUCAUGAACAAGAUGAUGAAGAUGUAUACACUUCAGCAAUGACAACAACAACCACUACCACCACCGCUCUCAUAACAACAGCAAAUCAACCAGGAAUAACAGAAUAUAAUCCAUCGAUCGAUAUGGGACAAUAUUGUGGUGCAUGUCGAUAUUAUAGUCGUCGUUUACAUGUUAAAAAAUAUUGUAAACGAGAUUACACUAUUCAUGCACGUGUAACUAAUCGACAUGAUGCUGGUCAAUGGGUAUCUUAUUUAUUAACAAUUGUUCGAGUCUAUAAAGAUCGUCUUAAUCGUAUUCAAGAAAGUGAACAGUGGGUAUGGGUAUCACGUAAAGAUGUUCAAUGUUCAUGUCCACGUUUAAAACUUGAUAAACAAUAUUUAUUAAUGGGUUUUUAUGAUCAAAUGCAAACAUCAUUAAGUCUUGAUCGUACAUCAGUUGUAAUUGAAUGGAGACCACGUAUGGAACAACGUAUGAAUCGUUUUCGAAGAUAUGAAUUAAAUAAAAAAUGUUAA